This is a messenger RNA of Vavraia culicis subsp. floridensis, 774 nucleotides long. RefSeq lists its product as uncharacterized. Gene Ontology annotation, biological process: zinc ion transmembrane transport. Gene Ontology annotation, molecular function: zinc ion transmembrane transporter activity. Bases 1 to 774 code for a protein of 257 amino acids. The record is from RefSeq and is a predicted model, not a curated record. The transcript has a single exon. NCBI's taxonomy places the organism in Eukaryota, Fungi, Microsporidia, Pleistophoridae. Gene Ontology annotation, cellular component: membrane.
AUGCACAUGAUACAUAAUACCGUUCUACUGCUCUUCUCGCUAUUCGUGUUCGCAUUCACGCUGUUCUUCUCAUUCUCAUACGCAAUGUUCAAAAAUACGAAGCUGUCGUUCUACUCAAAAUGCUUUGCCGGCGGCGUACUGCUCAGCACAAUCAUCUUUCACAUCUUUCCCGACAUUUACACGUGUGAGCGGUGCUUCCUUGCGCCGUUCAGCGCAGGCAUAUCCUUUCUCAUACUUUUUUCCAUAGACAAGCUGUACCUGCAGUACAGGGACUCACACGGUGAGACCAUCACAAAGAUGAACGGCAGAUUGCAAGCACUCAUAUUCAUCUGUGCGCUGAGUGUGCACAGCUUUAUGGAGGGCCUUGGCACGUCUGUUAAGACGGGUACGGGUCUUAUGUGGUAUGCCACCGGAUUACUGGGGCAUAAGUGGAUAGAGGCAUUCGUUGUGAGUGUAACCAUGCACACCAGCAGUUUUUCACGGUGUGAGACGCUGUUCCUGCUCGUGUUCUACUCCAUUUUAACGCCGCUUGGCACUGUGCUGGGGCUGGUUCUGAUGAACAGCACGUACUCCACAUCGCGGACAGCCGAGCUGCUCAACGGAAUAGCAUGCGGGUCGUUCUUCUACAUAGGAUUUAUUGAAAUGCUUAACUCUGAGUUCAACCACCACUUUUCGCUUAAGAAGCGCGAUCAGAGGAAGAUCGCAGCGGUGUUCGCAGGUUUCUUCACGAUGACAAUCGUUGCGCUCGGGCUGUCUACGGUGUUUGAGGAUUAG